UUGCUGCCACCUCUGGUGAAUCCGUCCAUCGCCGCUCUCUARCACACAAGCCCUUYGGCUUCCAUCCCGGCGCACAGACAGCUGUCCUCUGAAGUCCGCCGGACUCGCGGACCUUUUCUCCUCAAGUCGUGUUUCCGAGCGGAUCACACGCUGACGUACGCUUUGGAGCCAAAGUUCCGAGGCCUUCGAAGAAGGGAACGUGAGCUACCAUGACCGGGCAGCGCAUCCCGGUACCUCGGCUCGAGGGCGUUACGCGGGAGCAGUUCAUGCAACAUUUCUACCCACAGAGAAAACCUCUUGUGUUAGAAGGAAUUGACAUAGGAGCAUGUACAAGCAAAUGGACAGUGGAUUACCUAAGCCAAGUUGGAGGGACAAAAGAAGUAAAGAUUCAUGUUGCUACAGUUGAACAGAUGGACUUCAUUAGUAAGAAUUUUGUAUAUAGAACUUUGCCUUUUGACAAGUUGGUCCAGAGGGCAGCUGAAGAAAAGCAUAAAGAAUUCUUUAUUUCAGAGGAUGAGAAAUACUACUUACGGUCUCUUGGAGAAGACCCUAGAAAGGAUGUUGCAGAUAUCAGAAAGCAAUUUCCUUUAUUAGAAGGAGAUAUUAAGUUUCCAAACUUCUUCAAAGACGAACAGUUCUUUUCCAGUGUUUUUCGAAUUAGUUCACCUGGAUUACAGCUUUGGACCCACUAUGAUGUGAUGGAUAACUUUUUAGUACAAGUAACAGGAAAAAAGCGUGUUACACUAUUCAGCCCUCGAGAUGCCCAGUAUUUAUAUCUGUCAGGUACUAAAUCAGAAGUACUAAAUAUAGACAACCCAGACUUAGUUAAAUAUCCACUCUUUUCCAAGGCUAGAAGGUACGAAUGUACCCUUGAAGCUGGUGAUAUAUUAUUCAUUCCUGCUUUAUGGUUCCAUAAUGUAAUUUCUGAAGAGUUUGGAGUGGGAGUGAAUGUCUUUUGGAAGCACCUUCCAUCUGAAUGCUAUGAUAAAACAGACACCUAUGGAAACAAAGAUCCUAAAGCAGCAUCAAGAGCUGCACAAAUUUUAGACAGAGCCUUAAAAACACUGGCUGAAUUACCAGAGGAAUACAGGGACUUUUAUGCACGGCGAAUGGUCUUACACAUUCAAGACAAAGCCUACAGCAAGAACUUUGAGUAAAUAAUGAAGUGAAUGUGAUGCAUAAUCUUUUAAUAAAAUUUAGUUCAGACAUUGAGAAAGUAUAACAAGUUAUAAAUUUUUAAAGAUUCAUUCUUUGUUAAAAUAGGACAGAUAAAUCAGUCUCAGAUUUACAGAUUAACUAAAUAUGAUGUGGGUCUUGGUAUGGUUUCUACUUGAUACAGAUUGUUAAGAGUUUAAAGAGUGCCAUACUAGGACUACUCAUUAGCUGUACGAUGMAAAUUACUGGGCUAGGGAUAUAGGUUGGUGAUACACAUAUGCUUAGGGUCCUGGAUUUGAUCUUCAACACCAACACACACACAAACAAAAAAAACCCAAAUAAUUAAAAAUCCAACUUAAAAUGAUUCCAGCAAUAAGAAACUAUAUUGACUCUCAUUACAUGAAGUCUCUGAUAGGUUUCAGUGUUUCCAAUCCAUUGAUUUGGUAUUGUCACCAAACUUUGGAGAUUUUUUUCCCUCUUUCUCUAGCCACAGCAUUGGCAGUUAUCCUAAGGCUGGCUACCCUUGUGGUCAUGGGAUGAUUGCCAGUAGUUGGGGCCUUGUGUAUCUUCAUUUAAAUGCAGCAGAAGAAUCUGGCUGAAUUCCAGUGAUCCUGUGUUAAUAUGGAAAUUUGGUAGCAAAUUUCCCAGAAUUUGCUACCAAAUCCUUGGGUCUUAUUGCUGUAUAAAGUAGCUUAGAUCUGCCUAUCCCUGAGCUAGUCUUUAGGCAAAGGAUAUAAAAUAACCCUUAGGCUAGUCAGGUCUCCUAGAGCUGGGAAUAGAAUCCUUUUUGAGGCCUAUGAGGUAUGGAUGGGGCAAAAUGGAUAAUUUUUAAAACCAGGGUUCUGAUAAGAAAGGAAAAACGGUGGACAACCAACUAAGUUUUCUACUACAUUUGCAUGUAAUCAGAAUCUUUUGAGGCAUUUUUUUUGAACACAUAUAUGCCUAGGCUCCAACUAUGUUAUAUGUUAUAUUCAGUACAUUUGGGAUUUGGUAUAGGUAUCUAAUAGACCUUAUAAGCUGUUUUGAUGUAUAAUCAGGACUGAGAAUCACUGGACUAUAGUGAUUUGUAUUAUUAGUUUUGUGAUUUAUCCAAAACAAAUGUUUAAUUGAUCCUGGUUUUGAUCCUGAUAUGUCAAAUCAGCCUUCUUUUAAAAUUUUUUUAUAUAGAAAAUACAUCAGUUUUAGUUUAUAUGUAUGGCUAAAUAUCAACCUAAUUAAAGUUUCUCCUACUAAAUACAUUUUUACCUAGUCUUUUUCUAAAUAAAUGUUUGUUUGUUUUUAAAUGAAAGAUCCUAAUGUUGUCUUUGAAGACAAUGGGCCAUUGUGUGUCUUCUAUGCUAUUCUUUGUUUUGUACCUAGCCAUUAUGUUGCAAUGUCACUGAAACAAGACCAAGUAUAUUUAUUGAACACAAAUGUGCCCAUCUAAAGCAAUCUCUGUGAGUACAUCAUUUUUGGUGCAUUUUAAUUAAUUUUCUGUAUUGAAGAUAAUCCAUUCACUCAUGUUUUAUGCUGGAGUAGUUUCAGGCAUAAAAUGCAAAUCACAAUAAACAAGAAAGGAAAAGUUCUGAUUUUUCCUAGG
Messenger RNA from Urocitellus parryii (Arctic ground squirrel), 2734 nucleotides. It is a transcript of the gene Tyw5, whose product is annotated as tRNA-yW synthesizing protein 5. The record is from RefSeq and is a predicted model, not a curated record. NCBI's taxonomy places the organism in Eukaryota, Metazoa, Chordata, Mammalia, Rodentia, Sciuridae. Gene Ontology annotation, biological process: wybutosine biosynthetic process. Gene Ontology annotation, molecular function: tRNA binding.